UUGAAAUUCGCGCUUCCGCUGGUGUUUAUCAUAGGAUACACGGUAUGCUAUCUCUAUGAACCGCAUGGGAGCAUCGGGCUCGUGUUCCAUAAACGAGCAUGGAUACAGCGCGAAAUACUCCCACUAUCCCCACUUGCAGGAUGUUUUGAGCCCGAGCGUAUCAGCCCAUUGUACAACGUCAGUGACGCCGUGUAUGGCGGGAAACGGUUUGAGGUUCAAGCGGGCGUGCCAAUGCGGAUGGGU
This is a messenger RNA of Suillus subaureus, 243 nucleotides long. RefSeq lists its product as uncharacterized. The annotation marks the transcript as partial. The record is from RefSeq and is a predicted model, not a curated record. The transcript has a single exon. NCBI's taxonomy places the organism in Eukaryota, Fungi, Basidiomycota, Agaricomycetes, Boletales, Suillaceae.